AACAACAACCCAAAUCAAAAACGCCACCACCAGCCCUGAAGAGGGACAGAUCUGCUCACCGUUAAGAGGAGCGCCAGAACAUGUUAUGGGAGAAGCUGGCGUUACCGCCGGGGCUUCCAUUGGCUUGUCUGUUGCUGGCAAGCGCGGCUUUUCUUGCGAUGUCUGCCGAUCGGCCGCCUGUUACAAACGAAACGGGUGUUUCUGCACGAUGGAGUCCUGACACAAGAAAAGAAAGCUCUCGGCAUGACGCCGGUAGUAGCUCCCCGGGACUGAAAAGUCUGUUAUCUCUGGCUUGGCACAGUGCCACUAACCUCAGAAGGUUAAACAAUUUGAAAGGUGCAGCUAGUGUGGCAGACGAUGAAACCACCCAUAUUUCUAGCUCUGAUAAAAGCGUGAAAGAGCCGUUAGGCCCUAAGGCAAAGAAAUCAAAAGUCUAUAACUUUGAUGAGAACUACCGGUAUGAACAGAUGCUGAAAAUUCCACGAGAAAUGGAUGAGGAUGUGAAAAUUCAAACCGCUAGUAACUUAAAUUGGAAUGGCUUUGCGAAUAAGAGAUUAGAGGACCACAAAAGAGAGGCUCAAUUAAAUGUACAUCCAGAAAGUGAAUCUCUACCGGUUGCAAAAAUGGUGGCAACCUCUGCCUUUCUGUCUCCGCGAUCCCAUAACCGUGGUAAACCCUUGAAAAGAAGCAAACCGUCUGGAUGCAGAGUUCCAGAUGAGAUGCACAUUCCUUGUGGUCCUGCUCAUGUGACUCCCGAAGCUUGCCUCUCCCUGGGCUGCUGUGCUGAUAUACAGAAGGCUGUUUGCUUUUACCCCUUGGAAGCUUGCACAAAAGACAACAACUUCGUGUUUGUGGUUUAUCGUAAUUCAACUUGGCCAGAGAUCAAUCUUCACACCUUGAGAGUUGGUCAGGAGGCAUGUCCCCUCUUGCUGCUGACUGAAGACUUUGCCCUCUUCAAGUUUGGGUUGGGAGAAUGUGGAACAAGUGUGUUUGAAAUAGGAUCCACAAGCCUCUUUAUUGCAGAAGUGCUGGGCAGUGUUGUCACUUAUAGCCAGGCGUUUGGUGAAAUAAGUCGGGAGCUUCCUUACAAUUUCAAGAUGCAAUGCAGCUAUUCAGAGGGCAGCCUGGUCAGUUUGGGCUACAUAGUGAAGAGUUUGCCACCACAGUCUGUGGUGUCCCAUCCCAUAGACCCAGGGGUUCAGCUGAGAGUGGCUAAAGAUAAAUGUUACACCCAGUACUAUCCAGAAACUGGUCUCCCCUUAAGAUUAUUGCUAGGUUCUAGUCUGUAUUUGGAGUUGUGCCUCCUCAAUUCUCCUGAUCCAGAUGCAAAGCUACUGGUGAACUACUGCAUUGCUUAUCCAAGGUCUUCUGAAGCAGCCUGGGUUCUGAUCUACAAUGGUUGUCCCAACACCCUGGACCCUUCACCUUCACAUCUACGCAAGUCUCCACACAAUCAUUGCCGGAGAUUUGAGGUGAAAACCUUCCAAUUUGUGGACCGUAGAACAAAAGCAUAUUUGGAUGAAGAGAUUUAUAUCCUCUGUUCUACAGAGAUCUGCUCAUCUGCUGAGACUAGCUGUGAUGGUGCUUGCUUUGAUCAUACAGGGUUACAUGUGUCCAGACUACCUGAGGAGGAGCAGCAGCAUUCUACUGUGCAUGUAAAAGGGAUCUGAUCUGUGGUGAUGCAAGUUACUAGUUCGUGUUCAAGAUCAAAAUGUAUUGUUUUAAAACUUCAUCUAAAUAAUCA
Messenger RNA from Erpetoichthys calabaricus (reedfish), 1744 nucleotides. RefSeq names its product zona pellucida sperm-binding protein 4-like. Lineage: Eukaryota; Metazoa; Chordata; Cladistia; Polypteriformes; Polypteridae. Gene Ontology annotation, cellular component: egg coat. The transcript is spliced from 10 exons. The record is from RefSeq and is a predicted model, not a curated record. Gene Ontology annotation, molecular function: structural constituent of egg coat; acrosin binding. The coding region runs from base 81 to 1670 and encodes 529 amino acids. Gene Ontology annotation, biological process: prevention of polyspermy; binding of sperm to zona pellucida.